AUGUCAAGACAACUCUCUGUACGCCGCGGCCGCAAGCCAAGGAUUUCCCCUGCUGUUCGGGAUCUCUCAUUCAGCGACGCUGAUAACCCCCAACCAUCAACGUCGGGAAUCCAACGCUUGCGGAAUGCCCCAGAUCCUCUUCUGUAUCUGUAUUCCACAGACGAAGAGGAUUAUACACCUCCUCUGAAAUUGGCUAGGACUAGCGAUCUCUCUGAAGUUGAAAUCUCCACUCGAUUUGACGGUGACGACUCGGAUUGGGAGGGAUCCGAGUUCGAUACCGAAGAGUCGGGUGUGGACGACGAGGAAGAUUUUGACUAUGUCCCGCUGGUGGAAACCUCUUUGGACUCCGACGAGCCCCUCGCAGAAUACGUCAGACGACAUUGGGAGCGUAAUGCUCCGGGAACUCCCUCUUUUUGUUGGUCGAAGAGGGAGAAUUUCAUCAGGCGUCACUGCUUCGAGGGGACACCGGGUGUGAAAGCACCCCUUGAAGACUCGUCGACCCCAUUAGAAGUAUUCACCAGUGUGUUCCCAGAGGAGUUGUUUCAGACCAUCGUGGACGAGACGAAUCGGUAUGUUCGACAGAACCCGCGCACCCCUUCAUCCCAUAUGAAGGGGUGGGAGGACACAACGGUGCGGGAAGUCCGCUCCUAUGUCGGCUUACGAUUCCUGAUGGGCCUUCAGUCGAAGAGGGACCAGAGGGAAUGGUGGUCGACGGACCCGUUGAUGUCCUCGUCGGUGUUCGCCAAGACGAUGACCAGGGACCGCUACGAUGCCCUGACCUCCGCGCUCCACUUCGCUGAUAACGAAGGGGAGCAUCCCGCGGAGGACAGGCUUUGGAAGCUGCGCCCUGUGUUAGACGUCUUGGAAUCGACAUAUCGAUCCGCCUUCGUCCCGAACAAGAACGUGACCGUCGACGAGAGCUUGUGGGCCUUCAAGGGGCGUCACUACGCCCUCCAGUACAAUCUGAGCAAGAGGGCUGAAGGCCUACAAGCUUUGCUCGUCCGACGGUCCAGAGGCAGGGUAUACGGCGGCCUUCAAGAUCUACAUGGGGCAGGACCGCGGCGUAUUUCCAUCCAGCAUGAAGGCCGUCACCGACCUGCUGGAGAAGACAGAUCUAUUCGACAAGGGGUACCAGUUAUGCACCGACACACCUCCCCGACUCUCUUCCAUUACCUGCAGGCCAGGAAGACCAGUGCAGUUGGGACUGUGCGUCUCAACCGGCGUGGCAUGCCCUCGGACCUGCAGCAAGGUCGUUACCCUGCCUCCCAACCGCCGAUGGGUGGAGAGGGCGAAGCCUGA
Messenger RNA from Penaeus monodon (black tiger shrimp), 1299 nucleotides. Its product is annotated as piggyBac transposable element-derived protein 4-like. Lineage: Eukaryota; Metazoa; Arthropoda; Malacostraca; Decapoda; Penaeidae. The transcript has 4 exons. The record is from RefSeq and is a predicted model, not a curated record. Bases 1 to 1299 code for a protein of 432 amino acids.